AUGGCAGAGCCUAUUAAAAAAAUGGAGAAGAAACGUGACACAGAGGAGAGUCAGCUAUUGCAGACACGGUGGCAGCACAGUGUCUGGGACCUGGAGCAGAUCAGGUUAAGCAUGGUGCUGCAGGACUGCGCAGACCAGCUGGCUGUGCUGGGCCACAUCGCCUGCAUCGCCGCCAUUCAGGAGAACUCCGAGGAGGACAAGGAGAUGUGGGAGACUCUGAGCGGGGCUCGAGUGGCGGAGGAGGGCGGACCUGCCGAGAGCGCUCGAGAGAGGCGUCGGGCCCUCGUGGAGCUGCGCCACGCCCUGGACAACAAGCCCCUGUCGCCCGACAACCUGGAGAAGGUGGACCACGACCGGCAGUUCCUGGCCCUGGUGAUCAAGGACAUGCUGGACGAGCUCCAGGAGGCCGGCACCUUCGACAGCCUGCUGGCGGCCGUGGAGGAGGAGAAGCGCCAGAAGGCCAACCACCUGGAUAUCGUGCAGCGGGAGGAGGAGGGCCGGAGGCGGGGCAAGGCCCUGCAGCGACAGCUCCGCGACCUCCGCAAGGAGCGCGCGCAGGAGGUGCACCAGCGGGAGGAGAUCACGGCACACCUGCGUGCCCAGCUCCAGGAGAUGAAGGCCAAGGCCGCCAUGGAGAGGGACUACAUGCGCGGCAUCUCCCACCUGAAGGUGCAGCAGAGCCAGGAGCACAACGUCCACCGGGAGGUGGAGCUGGAGGCCACCGUGGAGCGGCUGCAGGAGAGGAUCGCCGAGGAGCGCUUCAUCCACGAGGAGGUGGAGAACUUCCUGAAGGAGGUGCAGACGGACCUGGAGGAGAGGCUGGAGGCCUGGAUGGAGGCGUACGAGACGGACAUGGAGGCCAAGCAGAAGGAGACGGACACGCUGAAGAACAGCAGGGCCAGGACGGCCGAGCGGCUGCAGGAGCUGAGAGAGGAGCUGGAGAGGAUGGCCACCACCACACCGUCCCCGCGCGGGGCCCAGGAAGAGGAGGAAACGGAGGAGCGAGAGGAGGAGGAGGAGCAGGAGGAGGCACGGGCCACGCCCCAAGAGGAGCCCCAGGACGAAUGA
Messenger RNA from Anguilla rostrata (American eel), 1068 nucleotides. Its product is annotated as dynein regulatory complex protein 9-like. The coding region runs from base 1 to 1068 and encodes 355 amino acids. Gene Ontology annotation, cellular component: sperm flagellum; cytoplasm. Gene Ontology annotation, biological process: cilium organization; sperm axoneme assembly. The record is from RefSeq and is a predicted model, not a curated record. The transcript has a single exon. NCBI's taxonomy places the organism in Eukaryota, Metazoa, Chordata, Actinopteri, Anguilliformes, Anguillidae.